AUGAUAGACCCUCAAGUAGUGGAUAAUAGCAGUGCUACUACUGCUAAUAAUAAUAAUAAUGAUAAUAAUAAUACUGACAGUCUAAAACGGGUAUCGAAGGAUAUAAAUACAACACAGAAGCAUUAUAUAAUGAAUACGAUCGAGGAUGAUAUCGACGAGGAUUCAGUGGACCCUAAACAAGUCACAGGUUUUAAUGGUGAAACAAAUUAUAUACCGAAACAGCCUAAUAAUAAUAAUAAUAAUAAUAAUAAUACUCCGACAUUACUUCCGAAACCCGGUAGAACAUCGUCACCUAUUGCAUUUAAAGCACCAUUUAAUCUGGCAGAUACACCGGAUACCACAAUUCCACAUAAUACUAAUAAAACGGGAUCUUCACCACUUUCAAAACCUUCAAGUUCAUAUUUAGAUCAAAAGGAUAAUUCGACAACAAUGCAUAUUAAUAAACCAAUGAAAAGAUUGGGAAGUCUUCACGGUAAGACUACAGAAGUUGCCGAAGCCCAAAUUUCAAAUAAAAGAUGGGAUUGGAAUAUUUUACCGUCUUCACAUAACAUACCGUUGGAGAUUUCUGAUGGUUAUAACAUCGCUACCAUAUCGAUCGAUGGUGAAAUGAAAGCGAUUAAAUAUGAUCCAAAAUAUAACAAGGUGCUUCCCCAAAUGGAUCUAUUUCUAAGAUUUAAUCAGGAAUCGACAAUGAAAGAAGCUUUAGUGUUUGCCAAAAAAAGAUUAAAAUCAUACGCAAAAUUUUUGGAUCAUUAUAUUAAACAAUUAGGAAAAUGUAACGGCAAUAUUUUAAAUUUAAAUUUAGAUAUAAACUCAUUACCAUGCGAUACAAUGGAAUCACAAAUUAUGGAAGUAAUACAAUUAUGGAGUUUCCAAGUAGAAACAUAUUUUGCACAGGCUAACUCUUUACUUUUUAAUCCCGAAGUCACGCAAAGUUUAAUAAAUAGAAGAUCCCAAAGACGGAAAUCAACUACAACCUCAGUUGAUGAAACCCUCUAUACAAAGAAAUCAGACUCUAAUCAAUCAUUCUCACAUUCAGAUCAAACCACAACAAUGAUUGACCCAUUAGAAGAUAUAGAUAUAUUGUUAUUAAGACCUCUAGUGACACAAGAGAUAGGUUGGCAAUUAGCUUACAAUGAACCACAAAUUACUGUAGCUGAUUACGCAUUAAAUAUAGCUCCUUGGAAGGAAUCUGAUGAAGAGAGUAAUACAAAAUUGGUAGAAUUUAUGGAAGGUACAGAAAAACAUUAUAAUUAUAGUCAUGGGACCACUAUAACUUCAGAAUUGACUGACAUUAAAUAUAUAAACAAUUUAAAUGCCCCAGCAUAUUUAUUGGAUUGUAUGAAUAGAAAAUCCAGUGAUAAGAAACCAUUUGAUAUUAGAAAAUUUGGAUCCCAAGACAUUAUUAAUAGUAUGGAUGAUAAUAAUGACGUAAGUUCUAUCACUAGAUCUGAGCAUUCAAUAAAUUUUCAUAAAGAUAUUAGUGAUAAUAUGAGUAUAAAAUCUUACACAACACCUUCAUCUACAUCCACAAAUAAAAAGAAACGUAAGGACAACAAACCAAAGAAAUCAGGUUUUGUUAAUUUUUUCAGAAGGAAACAUACUUCGGUAUCUACAUCGAAUACUGAAUCUACAGCAUUACAUACACCACCAGCGGACAGCUUAGUGACUCGUUCAACUGCAGGAUCAAUACCUAAUUCUUCAGAUCCUAUUGUAAAAAAUACAACACUUCCAUUUGAUAAGCAAUUAACAAACCAACAAAACGCUUUUGAUUCAAUUGACGAAUCUAUUGGUAAACCAAUGAAAUUUAAUGAAAACGAAUUACAAAACGAAUGGUUAGAAAAUCAUUUUUGUGAAAUUUUGAGUAAUUAUAAAAGAGUUGGAAUGCCAACUCAAUAUUAUUUCCCAAAAAAGAAAUCAUCAGGCUUAACACCUGAGUUAUCACCAAGUUCUGAGGUAAAAGUAGCCCCAGAAUCAUCACAGGAAAGUUUAAAUAGUGAAGAACGGUUACCAACUCAUAAUAUGGUGAACAAUAGAGGUUACUACGGUAGAGAGUUACUUCAACUGAAAUUACCAUUCAAUAAUGAUAGUGUCCCAGCUAUAUUAUGUCCUUGGAUUUGGACAACCCUGACAAGAACUAAAUGGGGGAAUCUAUUACGAGAAAUAAAAAGAUGUUUACAACCAGAAGGUUAUGUGUUAGCAAUAGCAACGGACUUAAGAGUCUCAAACUCAGAAUAUGGUGGACACCCAGAAGCUAGCUCCAAAUUUAAAACUUCAGUAGAAAGAAACAGAGUCUUUGACCUGUUGUCAAUUGAAGCAAUGAAUAAAGGUCUUCAUAUAUUUCCAACUAAACAUUUGGCAAGAAAAUUUAAAGAGUGCGGAUUUGUCAACAUUAAGACCACUACACUAAGUUUAAAAUCUGGUGAUUUAACAACAAAUAUGGGUUGUAUCAAUGAAUUCAUGAUAACUCUAUUGUGGCAUUUACUGACUGGGUCUUCUGUCGGGAAAGAGAACUCUAAAACAAGCGGACAAGUGGACAACAUGAUUGAAAAGUACAUUAAAGAACAUUGGGAUAAAGUUGACGAUCACGCAGGCUGCCUUAGAACAAUUUUUAUAGUGGCACAAAAACCGAAGGUUAACAAUAUCAAAUAA
Molecule: messenger RNA, 2652 nt
Organism: Maudiozyma barnettii
Lineage: Eukaryota; Fungi; Ascomycota; Saccharomycetes; Saccharomycetales; Saccharomycetaceae
Exons: 1
Coding region: 1-2652 (883 amino acids)
Source: RefSeq, a predicted model, not a curated record